CGCUGCCGGGGAUCUCUGACUCGUGCCCAGAGCGAGCCCGAGUGAAAGCCGCAGCCUGAGCGGAGCAAUCCGCAGGCAGGACCCGCGACAGCCAGAUCAGGUUGCAGCCCUGCCUUUGGAGCUUUUACACCACACCCCUCCAACGUGGAUUAGUAGGGGAGGAUCGCAUUCAGCUCUGAUUCAGGAAUUCCCUCUUUCUUCAAGAGCUGUUGCUAGGAGUUUGGUGUGGUUGGAAAGCAGCAUUCACAACCUUCAUAAAAGCAGAAACAAGGGAAGAUGAAGGGAAGAAAAGAGGGACAUGCCUUACCUCCACCCUUUAUCUUGCUGUUCUUCUGUAUCGCCGGGCACGCAACUGCUGAGCUGGAUGGCAGCAAAGAAGAGCAUGCUGUGGGUGCUGGUUUGCCACCACUGAAGCUCGUGCACUCGUUCUGUGCCAUGAAAGCAGACGACGGUCCGUGCAAAGCCAUUCACAUCCGCUACUUCUUCAACAUCAAAAGCCGCAAGUGUGAAGUAUUUGAAUAUGGUGGAUGCCACGGCAAUGAGAACAACUUCCUAACGCUGGAGGAAUGCCAGGAGAAGUGUGUGGCAAAAGAAUUUCCUCAGAAGAUGGCGUUAGCAAAAAUUAAGAAAGGACAGCCUGACUUCUGCUUCCACGCCCAAGAGCCGGGGGUCUGCCGAGGGUAUUUUACCAGGUACUUCUACAACAAAGAGACAAAACUGUGUGAGGCAUUCAAGUAUGGUGGGUGCCUAGGAAACCAGAACAACUUCAGGAGUUUGGAGGAGUGCCAGACUACCUGCCAAGACAACUCAAAUUUAUUGCCAGUUGAAGAGCAUCCCAGCACUGUGAGCAGCAGUUCCCCAGCAGGAGAACAUCCCAGCACUGUGAGCAGCAGUUCCCCAGCAGGAGAACAUCCCAGCACUGUGAGCAGCAGUUCCCCAGCAGAAGAACCCAGCCAGUCUCCUGGGAUUUUUGUUAAUUUGUUGCCAGCUGCUCCAAAUGACAAGUCCAACACCCUGAACAGCAGUUCCCCAAAGGAGGAGCCCAACCAGUUCCCUAUUUUUUUUGAACCCCCUCCUAUCCCUUCUUUGUGCAUGACCCCCAUGGACAGAGGGCUUUGCAGAGCCAAAGAAUUAAGAUUUUUCUACAACUUCUCGACUGGAAGGUGUCACCCAUUUAGCUACAGCGGUUGUGGUGGGAAUGAGAAUAAUUUCGUCUCCAGAAAGUCGUGUUUGAGGAUCUGUAAGAAAGGAUUCAACAAGAAAAAAGGUGAAAGAAGAUUAAUAAAAAUCAAGAAAAAAAGAAAGAAACAGCCAGUAAAGGCUCUGGGCAUGGAAAUCAUCCCUGAAAUAAUGCAACUUUGAUUUUUAUGGAAAUGUGACGUAAACUGCUCUUCACUUGUGAAUGAAAACCUUCAGUGUACACCAUUAAAAUAUAUUUACUGUACUGAUUAUUUUGAUUAUAUAUUACUAAGCUGCUUAUAUUUUUUUAUGUAUUCCUCAAUCAUGUUAAUAAACAGUACCUUUUACUUUGCUAAAGGCUUUUAAA
Messenger RNA from Vidua macroura (Pin-tailed whydah), 1546 nucleotides. RefSeq names its product tissue factor pathway inhibitor (gene TFPI). Gene Ontology annotation, cellular component: extracellular region. Bases 277 to 1362 code for a protein of 361 amino acids. Gene Ontology annotation, molecular function: serine-type endopeptidase inhibitor activity. NCBI's taxonomy places the organism in Eukaryota, Metazoa, Chordata, Aves, Passeriformes, Viduidae. Gene Ontology annotation, biological process: negative regulation of peptidase activity. The record is from RefSeq and is a predicted model, not a curated record. The transcript has 10 exons.